AUGGACAUGGCGAUGUCCCCAGCAGCAGCCGCUUCUGCCAUGUCGGCCGCGCUCCACAUCCCGGCCUGCAGUUUCACGGUGCACUCUUCCCCUCCGGACCACUUUGUCUUCUUCUUCUCUAACUCCGGUGACAGAGAUCUUGCUCUCGCGCGCUCCCCGAUUCCGGCAGCCUCGCGUCAGCUCAUCCUCUGUCCGUGGUCGCGGUUAGCUCUGGCGUCCGCCUUCCCCUUGCCGUUCAGGGUCUCUCUCGACCUGGAGGGCAUCCCGGUGCACGCCUGGAACCCUUCCACUUCGGCGGCCCUCAUCGCACCCUGCCGGCUGAUCUCCCUCGACACGGCGGCCGGUCGGCCAGAGGACUACCAGCGUCUCGGCGUCUCGGCGCUCGCCCCCGACCUAGCCCUCAUUCCGAGGGAGAAGUUCCUCCUCAUCCCGGAGCCGGCGCUGCCGUCCGGCGUCCCUACGCUGCUACAGUACCAGAUUUUCAUCCGGGUGCGGGCGGCAUCCAGGGUGUCGGCCACGGCGGCGCUUCUUCCUCCGGGCAGCGAGCCGCCCCCCCACGGUGGCCCUGGCCCCUCCUACGAGCCCAACGCCGGCGCUGCCCCCGGCAGGCGCGGCGCUCGUUCCCCGUCGUCGCGACCCGCUUCGCAUGCGGCCGCCGGUGACUCCGCCCCCGCCCGAGAUGAUCCGUUCAUGCGCUCCUCUCGUCGGCGCCCCUCUCGUCCUGGUGGCGCGCCGGCCAUGGCGGUGCGUCCGGCCGCGCCUGGCGGGUCGGCGUCGGCGUCGCUCUCCGAGGGCGGCCCGCCCGCGGCGAGGGUGGAUGCGGGGUCCACUCCCGGGUCAGACGCUGCUCCCGCUGCUUCCCCGCAGGUGGCAGCUUUGUCGGCUUUAGCCCCUGCCACCCUGCCGCCGCCAGUGCGCCGCUCUCAGGGUAUUCCUCGCCAGUUGCUGCAAACCCCUACCCCCGGCUCUGCUACCUGCUCCACCGUCGCCGCCACCUUUGGUAUGCCGGCUGAGGCUGCGAAGGUGGUUCCGAAGCGAAGCAAGCGGAUUGCGGCCAUGCUCGCCCGCUCCGGUUCUGGUGAUGCGAUCACUAGGGCGCAGCGCGUUCUGGUGCUCAAGCUCGGCCUAGCACCGGAGGCUGGGCCGAUCCCGCCGUGUGCCAUGUCUGACCUCGACGCCCUCUUCGCGAAGCCCCUUCCGCAGGACCACAUCGUCGCGCUCUCCAAGCUCUUCUCCAGUUCCCCGCCUUUCCUCCAGGCGACCGAGCAGCUUGCUCUUGCGGAGUUCUCUCUUUCUGCUAGGGUGCGUCACCACGCGGAGACCGUCCCCUGGUGGCUCACUAUCGUCUAUGGUCCCCAAGAGGAACCUGAUAAGCUUCGCUUCCUAGACGAGUUGCGGUCUUUGCGCCCCUCCCUCGCAGGCCCCUGGGCCGUGGCGGGUGAUUUUAACCUCAUCCUUGAGGCUCGUGAUAAGAGCAACUCGAACAUCAACCGACGCAUGAUGGGACGCUUCCGUCGUCUGAUUGAUGAGCUGGAUCUUCUUGAGCUCCCACUGCGGGGUUGUCGUUACACCUGGAGCAGUGAGCGGGCCUCUCCUACCCUUGUCAAGCUAGACCAGGUCUUCUACUCCUCGGAGUGGGAGGAGCUCUUCCCCUCUUGCCUCCUUCAAGCGGCAUCUUCAGUUGCUUCUGACCACUGUGGUCUUUUGCUCCACACCUGCGUGGGCUCGCCUAAAGCGCACCGGUUUCGCUUUGAGGCUUUCUGGCCAUCCCUUGAUGGUUUCCUCCAGGUUGAAGAAGAUGCGUGGCACCCCCCUGCCAACCUCCCCCCUCUCGCAGCGCUAGCUUGGUGCCUCUCUAACACGGCAAAGCGCUUACAGAGCUGGAGCGAUCGACACGUCGGCAGUGUCCGUAUCCAGCUCCUGCUAGCAAAGGAGAUCGUGUUUCGCUUCGACGUGGCGCAAGAGAGCCGCCCGCUCUCCCCUCUUGAAGCCUGGCUGAGGAGAGACUUAAAGCUUAAGUGUCUAGGUCUUGCCUCGUUGGAGCGCACCAUAGCGCGCCAGUGUUCGCGCUUGCUCUGGCUUAAGGAGGGUGACGCCAACACCAAACUUUUCCAUCAGCACGCCAGAGCAUGGAGAAGGAAGAACUUCAUUUCCCGCCUCCGUCAGGGGAAUCUGCGCGCCAUCACCCAAGGAGAGCUUCAAGAGCUAGCCUCUUCUCACUUCUGCAGCAUCAUGGGGACUUGCGUGGACCGCGAGCUGGCCCUAGACCUUCACUUUCUCGGCCUUCAGACCACCCCCCUCGAGGGACUAGACAGCCCGAGGGAGAUCCUGGCGGCGCUCAACUGCCUCUUCUUGGCUAACGGCCAAGGCUUCGAUCGCCUAAAUGACGCCUUGAUUGCUCUCCUGCCAAAGAAAGAUGAGGCCGUGGAAGUUGGGGACUUCCGGCCGAUCAGCCUCAUCCAUAGCUUUGGGAAGCUAUUUUCCAAGAUCCUCGCCUCCAGGUUGUCCCCCCGCUUGGAUGCUUUGGUUGAGGUGAACCAGAGCGCCUUCGUCAAAGGGCGCUCCAUCCACAAUAACUUCUGCUUUGCCCAACUGGCGACAAAGGCGCUGCAUGCCAAGCGCACCCCUCGCCUUCUUCUCAAGGUGGACAUUGCCAAGGCCUUUGACACAGUUAGCUGGCCUUUCCUGCUGGAGGUGCUCGCCCACCUAGGGUUCAAUCCGCUGGCGCGACUGGUUCUCUAUCAUCCUGGGUACCUCCUCUUCCCGGGUGCUGAUCAACGGAAUGUCGGGACCCCGCUUUCCUCACCGAAGGGGCCUUCGCCAGCACGACCCCCUUUCCCCAUGCUUCUCAUUUUGGUCAUGGACGUGCUCAAUGCGCUGUUGUGCAAAGCCGUUGAUACGGACGGGUUUCUCCAUUGGGACCUUGAAUUUGUUCAAGGCAUCCUCUCGGUCUUUGGCCUGGCCUCUGGCAUACGUACCAACUUCUCUAAAUGCUCGAUCACCCCAAUCUGCUACUCAGCAGAGGAUCUUGAUUUGAUCCGUUCCUCCUUCCCCUGCUCAAUCUCUGAUUUUCCUUGCUCUUACCUCGGAAUCCCCCUCUCGGUCUGGAAGCUCCCAAGGUCGGCCUUGCAGCCGCUAGUCGAUAAGGUUUCUCGUCGUCUACCCCCGUGGAAGGGUCGACUGCUCUCCCUUGUCGGCCGCAAGGUGUUGGUCCAGUCGGUGCUCUCCUCCAUCCCGGUGCAUGUGGCCAUCUCGGUCGGCCUACCGGCUUGGGCUGUGAAAGCCAUCGACAAGAAGCGUCAUGCUUUCCUUUGGACAGGAUCUGACUCCGUCCAUGGGGGACAAUGCAAGGUGGCAUGGGCAAACGUCUGCCGCCCAAAAGCUCUGGGAGGGUUAGGGAUCCUGAACUUGAGGACUGCUGGUUUCGCCCUACGGUUGCGCUGGCUUUGGCUUCAACACUCGGGUCACCCCUAUUGA
This is a messenger RNA of Oryza brachyantha (malo sina), 3477 nucleotides long. RefSeq lists its product as uncharacterized. The coding region runs from base 1 to 3477 and encodes 1158 amino acids. The record is from RefSeq and is a predicted model, not a curated record. NCBI's taxonomy places the organism in Eukaryota, Viridiplantae, Streptophyta, Magnoliopsida, Poales, Poaceae. Gene Ontology annotation, molecular function: catalytic activity. The transcript has 5 exons.